Messenger RNA from Arvicola amphibius (Eurasian water vole), 752 nucleotides. RefSeq names its product angiogenin (gene Ang). Bases 147 to 584 code for a protein of 145 amino acids. Lineage: Eukaryota; Metazoa; Chordata; Mammalia; Rodentia; Cricetidae. The transcript is spliced from 3 exons. The record is from RefSeq and is a predicted model, not a curated record. Gene Ontology annotation, biological process: angiogenesis; antimicrobial humoral immune response mediated by antimicrobial peptide; innate immune response. Gene Ontology annotation, molecular function: nucleic acid binding; RNA nuclease activity.
AUCCCACUAGGAAAACAAGCCCUGUAUAUAACCAGACUGAGAGCGCCUCUGCUUCACACCGCUGGACCUGGUCUCCAGGAGCAAACAUCUGGACUCAUCUUCAGUUGGAGGAAAGCUGGCCAACUUUUGAAUCUCUGUUGGAAGAGAUGACAGUGAGUCUGGGCCCCCUGUUGUUGGUCUUCAUGCUGGAUCUGGUUGUGACCCCACCAGCUCUGGCUCAGGAUGACCCCAGGUAUAACAAAUUCCUGAGUCAGCACUAUGACGCCAAGCCAAGAGGCCGCGACGACAGGUACUGUGACAGGACCAUGAGGAGCCGAGGCCUGACCUCUCCCUGCAAGGACAUCAACACGUUUGUUCAUGGCAGCAAGGACAGCAUCAAGGCUGUCUGCGGAAAAGAUGGAGAGCCCUACAGAAAUAACUUAAGAAUAAGCACCUCUCAAUUCCAGGUCACCAUUUGCAAGCAUAGAGGAGGGUCUCCUUGGCCUCCAUGCCGGUACCGAGCCUCCAGAGGGUCCAGACACAUUGUUGUUGCCUGUGAAAAUGGCUUGCCUGUCCACUUAGAUGAGUCUGUCUUCAGUCAAUAGCCUGCAGGCCCCUGGCACAGAGUUGGUUCUGUUUUCUUUUGAUCCCCUCUUACCCCAGAACACUGAGGGCAAUGAUCACUGUCAGCGGCCAGAACACAAACUGUCUGAAACUUAUGUCUCCUGAUUUACGAUGCACAGAAAUAAAGAUGUCUCUAAAGCCAAUAAGAA